CAGAGGAUGAGGAGGCACCCUUUGCCCAGAGCACUUCUGUAGGCGUGUCACAGACCAGGACGCCCAAGGCAGCUCAGUCUUCCUGGAAGACCCACCCCUGUGAGAUGUGUGGUCCAGUCUUGAGAGACAUUUUCCACUUGGCUGCGCACCAGGGAAAAGAAAACAGCCAGAAACUGUUGAGGUGUGGGGCCUGUGGGAAACGAUUUUAUUUCAGUGUAAAGUUUCAGCAGCAGCAGGAGCAGCACAUGGGUGCAGAACCCUUCAGAAGCCGUGUGGACAGGGCCUCUGCUGUGAAGAGCUGGGGAUUCCAUGGUUCAGGAAAGCCCUUUACCUGUGGAGAAGUUCAGAAGGACUUCCUGUCUGGCUCGGGGCAUCUGCAGCAAGAGGCCACUCAUACUGGGGAGAAUCCAAAGGAAAUCACCCAGUGCAGGGCAACUUUACAAAGCAGAAAAAGUCAUGACACCUGGGGAGAAUGCAAAAACGCCUUUAGUCCCAAACACACACAUAUUCAGGACCAGGGUGUCCACCUUGGAAGACAGUCCUUUGUGUGCAGUGAAUGUGGGAGAUCUUUUAGCACUCAUACUACUCUCCAUUAUCACCACAGAGUUCACACUGGAGAAAGGCCUUAUGAGUGCAGUGAAUGUGGCAAGUCCUUUACCCGAAGACAUAGACUCAAUAUGCACCUAAAGGUUCACUCAGGUGAAAGGCCUUAUGAGUGUAGUGAAUGUGGGAAAUCUUUUAUUUGUAGGUAUGAACUCCAGUAUCAUCAUAGAAGUCACUCUGGAGAAAAACCUUUUGAGUGCAGUGAAUGUGGGAAAUCUUUUACCUAUCGCUCUGCCCUCAGUUAUCAUCAGAGAUCCCACAGAGGAGAAAGGCCUUAUGAAUGCAGUGAGUGUGGAAAAUCUUUUACUUCUAGCUCUGCACUCAGGUAUCAUCACAGAGGUCACACAGGAGAGAGGCCUUAUGAGUGCAGUGAAUGUGGGAAAUCCUUUAGACAAAAACAUUCCCUCUCAAUACACCAGAAAAUUCAUAGUAGAGGAAACCCUUACAAAUGCAACAAAUGUGGGAAAUCUUUUUCUUGUAGUUCCAGUUUCCAUUAUCAUGAGAGAAUUCACACAGGAGAAAGGCCUUACGAGUGCAGUGAGUGUGGGAAAUCUUUUAUAAGUAGUACUGCCCUCCAUUAUCAUCACAGAGUUCACACUGGAGAAAGGCCUCAUGAGUGCCGCGAAUGUGGGAAAUCUUUUAGCACUCAUAGUGCUCUUCAGUAUGAACUCCAGUAUCAUCAUAGAGUUCAUUCUGGAGAAAAACCUUUUGAGUGCAGUGAAUGUGGGAAAUCUUUUACCUCUCGCUCUGCCCUCAGUUAUCAUCAGAGAUCCCACAGAGGAGAAAGGCCUUAUGAAUGCAGUGAGUGUGGGAAAUCUUUUACUUCUAGCUCUGCACUCAGGUAUCAUUACAGAGGUCACACAGGAGAGAGGCCUUAUGAGUGCAGUGAAUGUGGGAAAUCCUUUAGACAAAAACAUUCACUCUCAAUACACCAGAGAAUUCAUAAUGGAGGAAGCCCUUACAAAUGCAACCAGUGUGGGAAAUCUUUUACUUUUAGUUCCAGCUUCCAUUAUCAUCAGAGAAUUCACACAGGAGAAAGGCCUUAUGAAUGCAGUGAGUGUGGGAAAUCUUUUAUAAGUAGUACUGCCCUCCAUUAUCAUCACAGAGUUCACACUGGAGAAAGGCCUCAUGAAUGCAGUGAAUGUGGGAAAUCUUUUAUCACUCGUACUGCUCUUUCUUAUCAUCACAGGGUUCACACUGGAGAACGACCUUAUGAGUGCAGUGAAUGUGGGAAAUCUUUUAGGGGAAAAUCUAACCUCUCUCAACAUUGGAGAGUUCACACUAGAGAAAGGCAUGGUUGUAUAAUGAAUAUGCAAUUUCCUUAUUCAGUGUAAUGCCACUGGUGGAAACUUUUUUUUUUUUUUUUAAGAUUUUAGAUAUUUAUUUGACAGAGAGACACCGCAA
This is a messenger RNA of Neomonachus schauinslandi (Hawaiian monk seal), 2007 nucleotides long. Its product is annotated as zinc finger protein 418-like. Bases 105 to 1937 code for a protein of 610 amino acids. The record is from RefSeq and is a predicted model, not a curated record. Gene Ontology annotation, biological process: negative regulation of transcription by RNA polymerase II. Lineage: Eukaryota; Metazoa; Chordata; Mammalia; Carnivora; Phocidae. Gene Ontology annotation, molecular function: DNA-binding transcription repressor activity, RNA polymerase II-specific. The transcript is spliced from 2 exons.